AUGGAACAGUUGGCACAGGAAGGGAAGGUCAAAGAUAAAACCUAUGGGAAGCAAAAUAUAUACUUUGCUGAUCAGGUGAGCCAGGCUAGGUAUCCGAGCAGCACGUCAGUGCGUACUGUAUAUGUUGAUGGUAAUAUGUAGCCACUGCUGUUCUGAAUCUCUUCUGUUUUGAUGAUUAGUUGUUUUUUGGGGCUAUUUUCACAAGUAUGUAGUGAAUUAGUAAAACACUCCAAACUGUUAACACUUGUAAGCAACCAGUCUUGCAUUCAAAACCCUUCAUUGUGCAUUCAUUUUGUUUGGAGACAUCUUUCACCACACAACCAGUGAUCCAAAACACAGGUUUACUGUGAAAUUUGAGUACAUUGGUUUAAUCACCAAAACACAACAUAAUGAUAUUUUCUCAAUUUAGUUAUUUUAACAUACUCCAAUAGCAAAAAAAGCAGAAAAUGUAAGAUAUACGUUUCAAAAUUGCCCUUUGAAUGUAGUAUGCUACAGUACUGUAAAUUACAGCACAUUACACUGUUUUCACAUUAGGCAAUAAACUUGCACUACCCAUCAAAUUUGUAUUAACAUCAAAUAUUUAUAAUUUUCUAUCCAGGCCUGGAUUGAAAUCAUUGCAUGCCUCAUCCAUGGCCUGAAGGAGGGUGGUACGCUCAUGGGGAUGGCAAUCAUACAUAUUCCACCUGUAUUGUAAUAAAGUAUUUGUUUAUUUUACAGUAUUGUACUUGUGUAUUGUAGUGGUCCUGUAUGUGCUCAGUUCAUAAGAGCAGGCACUAGCAACACCAGAGUUGUGGGUUCGAUUCCCACUGGGGACACAUACCAAAAAUGUGGACUCACUUUGGAUAAGUGUCUUGCUAUGUAAAUGGAAUACAUUAUGGGUAUUACAGUUCUGUAUUGGCCAAUACAAACUGUAGUAAAGCAGUGUGAAGUUUGGUGAAAAGGGGACUGAUUUUGUGUUAUAGUCAAUUGAAAAUGUGUUGUUUUGAAACGGACUUUCUGAUUAUAUGUUUUGUACUAAUAGUUGUGAAAAUGUACCACAUAGUUGUGAAAGUUGCAAUAAAAAAAAACGGUAAAAGUAACUCCCAGUAAUGUCCUUGACUGCCUCCAGGCCCAGUUUGCAGAGGUGAGUGAGGCAGAUCUGAAGGCCAUGGACAGUCACAUCUCUGACCUCAGCACACAGGUGGAGGCUGUCUCUCAGGGCUGCAGGCAGCUGGACGCAGGUAGGGCUCCCCUCUUUGGCCCUAUCACCACCCUACCCACACACACACACUGGACUAUCUGACAUACUUUUAUCUCUGAUUGCAGAGCUGAAGGAGCUCAACAGCUCCCUGACCACAGAGGAAAUGAUGUCAGAGAUCCAGGAGCUGAAAGCAGAGUGUUCUGGGUACAGGGAGCGCCUGGAGAAGAUCAAGUCAGCGACCAAUCAUGUCACACCAGAGCAGAAGGAGAAGGUAUGGGUCACAAUCAGACCUGGGUUCAAAUACAAAACACUUUCCCCAGAUACUGUGCUCAUGCAUCUUUCCUUCAGGUUUACAAGGAGAAACAUCUCUACGUGAAAGAGUGGAAGAAGAGGAAGAGACUGGUGAUUUAUUUAUUUUAGGGCUCUAUUCCAGCUGUAUUGCUGAAGUCUUACAGAUAGCGUGAUAUAAAUGUUAAGGUAAUUUCCGAUCAAGUAGACAUGCAUCGUUUACCGUGAAUGCAGUCUCCGCUGACAGUGACGCCUUAAAAUUUCAAUCACACUGUACUUCCGCAAUUUGGAUUGAAUAGAGCCCUUACUUGAUCAAAGCCAUAAGGGUAUUAGUGUCAGAGCAGGAUAAACCAGAACAAAUAGUCUGAUUUUGUCUCUGCUCCUCUCAGGCAUCUGACAUGAUGGGUUCCAUUUUGGAGGGAUACCCCAAGACCAAGAAGCAAUUUCUGGUAAGAUGCUCUGCAAAACAUAGAUCUAUAGUGACUGUUCUACACAUUCAUUCUAUUGUUUGUAUUUGGGAAAUGAGACAUUGUUCAUCACAUUUACAUUUUAGUCAUUUAGCAGACACUCUUAUCCAGAGCGACUUAUAUUUAGUGAGUGCAUAAAUUUUUCUUCUUCAUACAUCACCAUGACAGAGGCAGACAAAUGCCUAUCAUGUUUACUCUAUUUGUUAACCUGAGAUGUCAGCAUCCUUUUUGUGUUCUGUUUAGGAAGAAGUUGGUGUGGAGACUGAUGAGGACUGUAAAGUGACUAUGCCAAGUACCUGA
Messenger RNA from Coregonus sp. 'balchen', 2235 nucleotides. NCBI's taxonomy places the organism in Eukaryota, Metazoa, Chordata, Actinopteri, Salmoniformes, Salmonidae. The record is from the annotation of a GenBank genome assembly.